Molecule: messenger RNA, 4839 nt
Organism: Trichomonas vaginalis G3
Lineage: Eukaryota; Parabasalia; Trichomonadida; Trichomonadidae
Product: guanylate cyclase protein
Exons: 1
Coding region: 1-4839 (1612 amino acids)
Biological process (GO): intracellular signal transduction; cGMP biosynthetic process; receptor guanylyl cyclase signaling pathway
Molecular function (GO): guanylate cyclase activity; peptide receptor activity
Source: RefSeq, a predicted model, not a curated record
AUGAUUGUUGUCUAUCCAUUCAUGCUAUCUUUCUUCUUACAAGUCAUUAUUGUUUCCUUAUGGCCAUGGGGAGCAUACUGGCAGAAUCAUAGCAGCUCUCCAGUCAUGAAAUGGUUACUACAAAUCUUCUUUUACAUUCCAAGACCGGCUACAAAUCUCGGAUUCUUUUCCCAAUCAAUUGUUUUCUUUGCUUUUAAUAUCAUUAACUCAUCUUUCGUUCGAUUUCAAAUAAUUUAUUACAAAUUUAGACGGAAAUUCGUGACUUUUCUUUUUUACCCUAUUCGAUUUUAUUACGAUACGAUUUUAAUUGCAUCUUACAUUCCUGUUUUAAUAGGAUGCGGCGAAACUUUUUAUAUUAUUGCGAAAGGUUCAAAAGACGUUAAAAUUAUAAUAGCUUUUGUCCUCAAUCUUAUAUCAUUAAUCUACGAAUCUCAUGCCUUUGUUACAGUUCAGAGUUUUGCAUCUAAAUCUGUUUGUGUAAAUUUAUCCCCAUUGUUCAACUUUGAUCCAAGCGUGAUGAUUUAUAAACUAUAUACAAUGCUUACAGUUUUUCUUUUAUUCUUUAUUUUACUUCUAUUCGAAAGUUGGGCACAAUUAUUUGCAAUCGUCAUUCAUUUAUUCUUUUACGGCUAUUUUCUAUACUAUACUAUUAAGCACAUGCCAUUCGUCGAUACGCUUACGCUCAGUAUGACAAUUGGAUGGUUUUCAUCCUGUAAUACAGCCGAUAUCUGCAUUUUUAUCGGAUAUUUCGUACCUAAUAUGUCAACAAAAAUCCCGCUUAUUCUUACUUUAGGCGCUUUUGCCUUUUUCAGCAUAAUUGGAUUCAUUAUAAUUCAUUUUCGCAUGAAAUGGCUUCAUGGGCUCAUGAAAGAGGACAGAAGAGAUCAAGAACAAGCAGACGCAUAUUAUACAAACAUAGGAUUAGACUGGGACGAAGAUUUUGCAUUAAUUUGUUUAAGAUACAGUUUCAUCAACACGAUGCCUCCUUUUUACAACAUGACAUUGAUAAACUACAUCUUAGACAGAUAUGACAGUGAGUUAAUCCUAUGUACGUGCCUCCAUUUAGUCAAUUUCUUCCCAAAAGAAAUCAAAAUGAAACAAAAAAUCAAAAAAAUUUUACAAUCAAAAAGAUCUUUGAAUUAUUUGUCCCGUUUUCUUAUUUAUCAAGUUAACAAUGUUUCAGGAAUUAGACAGUAUGUUGAGACAGAAGAAAACAAGCUCAAACACAUCGAACUUAGAACUCUUUCCAGACAAGUAGAAACGAUUACAAGAUACGCAAUAGAAAACAACCAAUUAAAUCCAAAUUAUUUUGAAUAUUUGGGUCAGAAAGCGUCAAAAGUGAGGUCAAUUUGGAAAGAGCAGCUUGCAAGUUCACCGAAUAAUCCUAGGACAUGUGAUGAGUUUUCGAGGUAUUUGUUAGAAUGCGAAUGUGAUUUUCCUGAAGCAAUAAAACUGAAAAAUAGACAAGAUGUAAUUGAACUUGGUUAUGAUUUUUCUAUUGAUUAUUCUUUCAGAACGAUGAUUUCUGCUUUCCCUGAUUAUUUAAUAAAAGGAAUUGUUGAUUUCCAUGGAAAGAUAAUUGCGUACGAAGAAGAUAAACCACCACAAAAUGACCAAGAAAACAACAACUCUUUUGCAGAUCCAAGGAACAACCAAGCGAAAAAGAAAGGAAAAAUUAACAGGAAACUUGAUGAAUAUUUACAAGAUGAUGAACAGCUUGAAACAGAAAUCGAAGAAUAUAUAGGAAAAAGAACUUUGAUUCUGUCAAAAACUCGUUUAGCUCUUCAUAGAUUUCUUGAAAACAAAAUUCCUUUCUGCAUCAGAAAAAUCAAAUUGAUUUUUUUAAUUGUCGCAAUAAUCCUUGUCGCUGUUUUCAUAACAGGAAUCAGUUUAUCUUCAUAUUAUUUAUUCCAAAGAGUUGAAAAAAUGAAACAGCUUGAUUCAAUGAGUGCUUCUCGUUUCUAUUCCGGUGUUGCGAAUAUUGCAAUUGUUAUGAGUUAUUAUAAUUCAACAGGAAAAUUCAAACGAUUUUCUGAUAAAAUUCUGGAUUAUAUAAAUGAAACGAAAGCAUCAAAAGACACUGGAAUAAUCAAUAUCUACUCAAACAUGUUGCGAAACAACCUCAAUUUCUCAACAUUGGCUUCUUCAAACUUCCAAUCGAUGAUAAACAUUUUCGCGGAUUUAGCAAUGGAUGGUGAAGACAUUUAUAACUUUACUUAUAGUUUGAUAAAGCCUGUAACUUACAUGACAAUUUGCGAUGAAAGUGGAAACUUUGUUAAUGAUGUAUACACGAGUUACGGAUCAAUGCAAUCGACAGUUUUCGCCAAUCAGCGGUUGUUCUCAAAUUACGAUAAUAUAACGUUAAAAACCGCUUGCGAAAUAACGUAUAAUUUCAGAAAUCUUUAUUUCAGUUCCAAAUAUUUAUUUACAAAUGUUUCCAAUUUCCAGAGACGCGGUGAUGGGAAAUUAUUAGUAGCGUUUACUUUGAUAUAUUAUAUUCUUCCUCCUGUUGUCUUUUUACUUAUUUUUGUUCCUUUCUUGGUCAUUCAUUUCAUGACAAGAAAAUCAAUGUAUCAAAUUAUUCAAAUGAUUUAUUCAUUUGAUAUAAAUGACAAGCAGUUCGCGAAGGGACAAAUAUCUAUCAAUGGAGGUGAAGAAGAAAGUACAAUCCAAGAAAGCCAUGUUUCAAGAAAGUUUGGUUUCUUCUUGUUGAUUUGUAUUUUGUUAGUUUCAAUAAUUUUUCUCGCUCUGGCAUUUUUAUCCGCAAAAGUUAUUUUGAAUUCAAUUGAUGACCUCCAGAACUUGAAUGUUUGGAACAAGUUUUCAUCACAAAGACUAUCACUUUCACCAGAACUCUUCAAUGUCUUGAUAUUGAGUUUAGUCAAAAGAGAUAUUCCUGAUUCUUAUGAUGCUUAUUCUAUGAAUGAUUUGAUUGGAGCUCUGCGGUUUUUAGUUCAAGAAUUCGUUCAAGCGGAUGAAGAUUUAAUAGGAGGAACGAGUACUUCGAAUCCUUGCUAUGGAUAUGAUGCUGAAUUAGAUGAACUAAAUGUUGGAAACUCGAUAGAUUUGACGAAUGUUGGCAGUCCUCAAAAAUAUUACUCAGAAGUUUCAAUUCAUUCACAGAUUUCCAUUUUCUCGAAUUAUAUUGAUUCUCUAGUUUAUUACCUUGAAAAUGCCACAUCAAUGGAGAUUCCUACUUCAUUAAUCGCUAACUUGAUUUUCCUUGCAAAUUACAAUAUGUGGGAGCAAAUUAUUAAAGCGAAUGAUUUGAUAACUCAAUUGGCUCUCGACGGAUAUUACAAAGCCAUGAAUUUAUCUGUUGUUAUUAUUAUUAUCAUUUUCGUUUUUCUUUUUAUUCUUUAUAUAAUUGUCCAUUUCUAUUACAUGAACAGAGAUUUGACUUACAAAGCGAUUCUUUUCGUUGUCAAAAGAUUUUCUCCUUACGCUUUAUUAGCCAAUAAAAUGUUCAACGAAAUCUUUUUGUCGACAAAACCUGAAGAAACAAAUGACACAAAGUCUCUCGAGUACACAAUUAUAAAGAACUCCCAGAACGCCAUCUUCUUCACUAACACAAUUGGUAUUGUAGAGCAGAGUAACCAAGGUGUCAACACUUUGCUUGGUUAUACUCCAGAACAAGUUUUAGGCCAAUUAGUUCAAACAUUUUUAAUACCAAAAGAUAUGGACGAUUUCACUGUGAAAUUGGAGCAAAUGAAGAACAACCAGAGCUCGUAUUUCAUAGAAGAAGAUUACACUGCAAUCGCAGAUAAUGAGAAAUUAAUCCCUGUCCAUUUGACAUUGAUUGGAAUGAAAAAAGAAAAUGUUGUAAAUUCUUUCGUUGUUUUGAUGCAAAAUAUCGAGAAUUUGACAAACCAAAAGAAACAAGCUGAAGAAGCCAAAAUGAAGUCCGAAAAAUUGUUGUAUCAGAUACUCCCAAGAGAUAUUGUCUUGAAGCUCAACAAAGGAGAAAAAGAUAUCUCUUUCGUUGUCCCUUCAGCGACAAUUAUUUUCAUCGAUAUCAACAAAUUUUCUGAGUACUCUAAAAACUUGACACCUCAAGCGAUUAUGUCAAAUUUAUCGUAUUACUUUGCACAGCUUGACAGAGUCGCCGGCAAGUACGGCAUGAUACAGAAGAUAAAGCUGAUCGGAGACAUUUACAUGGCGGCUAGCGGUUUGUUCAAUCCAGAUAGUCCACCAGAAAGUCAUGCAGAACAAGCUGUUCAGUUCUCGCUCGCAUGCUUAGAUGCGUUGGAUGAUGUUAACAUACACUUGGAUUCCCACUUGGAGAUCAGAAUUGGCAUAAAUAGUGGUGGUCCAAUUAUUGCAGGUGUAUUAGGUACUGAUAAGCCUGUUUUCGAUAUCAUAGGUGAUCCCAUUAAUGUUGCUGCAAGACUUCAAAGCACAUCAGAAGUGAAUAGGGUCCAUGUUUCGCAGGCAACCUUGAGUUUGAUUAAUAAUAUUACUUAUGAAGUUACGCCAAGAGGAGAAACGUUCCUUAAGGGUAAAGGAAAACAACUCACAUACUAUAUUACGAUAGCAGAUGUUAAUAUUAACGACUCUCCACCUCAAUCUAAAUUCGAAUCGAAACUUAGUCUGCAUAAUAUUGCUGUUAACCCACGAAAUAGCUUAGCAAACUUAGAUUUGUUCUCAAAGAUUGCACAAUCUAAGAGCGUUAGCGGAAAUCUACUUUUAUUGCCUGGAUUGAGAAUGACAAACAAUUCUACAACGAACUUGUUAGGAAAAACAGCAGAAAUUCAUUCAUCUCGCAGAGAUAAUUCUAUUAUUGCCUCAACAAUUCAUGAAGAAGAGGGAGAAAUUCCAGGAAUCAAAGAAGAAGAAUAA